Molecule: messenger RNA, 678 nt
Organism: Colletotrichum graminicola M1.001
Lineage: Eukaryota; Fungi; Ascomycota; Sordariomycetes; Glomerellales; Glomerellaceae
Product: GMP synthase domain-containing protein
Exons: 3
Coding region: 1-678 (225 amino acids)
Biological process (GO): GMP biosynthetic process
Cellular component (GO): cytosol
Molecular function (GO): ATP binding; GMP synthase (glutamine-hydrolyzing) activity; GMP synthase activity
Source: RefSeq, a predicted model, not a curated record
AUGCGAUUCUGGUUGACAACAGAGUUAUACGUCUUAACGAGUACGAGCAGAGCUGAGCUGUUCCUUGGUCGUCCCAAGGGCGUCACAGAGCCGGAGAAGAAGCGCAAAAUCAUUAGUGGAACAUUCAUCAACCUCUUCGAGAAGGAGGCAGAGAACACUCCCAAUGCUGGCGCAGUCGAGUGGUUCCUCCAGGGCACUCUUUACCCCGAUGUUAUCGAGUCGCUUUCGUUCAAGGGCCCCAGCGCGACCAUCAAGGCCCAUCAUAAUGUCGCAGGUCUGCCCGACACGCUUGAGUUGAAACUCAUUGAGCCGUUACGGGAACUUUUCAAGGAUGAAGUCCGAAGUUUCGGCAGGGAGCUUGGCAUCCACGACGAUCUCAUCAUGCGACAUCCUUUCCCGGGCCCCGGAAUCGCCAUCAGAAUUCUUGGAGAGGUCACACCGGAGCGCAUGGCAAUUGCCCGAGCUGCUGACAACAUCUUCAUUUCGAUGAUCAAGGAAGCUGGCAUCUACGAUCAGAUGUCCCAAAGCUAUGCUGGCCUGGAUACCAAUGGAGCCCCUUUUGAGUUCGACUUUAACCUCCUGAAGAUCUCGACACGUAUCGUCAACGAGGUUGAGGGUGUCUCGCGUGUCGUGUAUGACAAUACCAGCAAGCCGCCCGGAACAAUUGAGCUUGAAUAG